Molecule: messenger RNA, 1774 nt
Organism: Punctularia strigosozonata HHB-11173 SS5
Lineage: Eukaryota; Fungi; Basidiomycota; Agaricomycetes; Corticiales; Punctulariaceae
Product: cytochrome P450
Exons: 9
Coding region: 1-1692 (563 amino acids)
Molecular function (GO): oxidoreductase activity, acting on paired donors, with incorporation or reduction of molecular oxygen; monooxygenase activity; iron ion binding
Source: RefSeq, a predicted model, not a curated record
AUGGCACCAGCAUCGCCGCUCAUCUACGCCUUGGGCUCCGGCGCGAUUGCGCACCUUAUCUUCAAGCGCACCGAACCGCGCUCUCUUCUCGCCAUCUUCUCGCUGCUCUUCGCCCUCCCACUCACCGCUUCCCUCUACACCUCGUCACCCUCCCUCCCUUCCCCUUUUCUCGUCUUCAAAUGCACCCUCACCCACGUCGCAACUCUUAUCUCGCUCACCGUCGCCUACCGCCUCUCACCCUUCCACCCGCUUGCAGCCUACCCCGGCCCGCCGCUUGCGAAGGUGACCCGGUUCUGGACGUUUAACCGCGCACUCAAGCAAGACCAAUACCGCGUCUUCCACGCUCUCUUCGCCCAAUACGGUCCGAUUGUCAGAAUCGGCCCGAACCAUCUCAUCAUCCGCGACAAGUCCGCCGUCCCGCUCGUCCUCGGCUCGCGGCACUUCUUCAAAGGCGCCCGCUACACCGCUACGCUCCCGCCCAACUCGACGGGGUCCAUCAUCUCGCUUACAGAUCCGACCCAACACUCCCACCGACGCCGAAUCUGGGAACGCGCCUUCACGUCCUCCUCCCUCCGCGACUACGAGCCCGUACUCGCCCAUCGCACCGACCUCCUCAUCGCCGCCCUUACCCAACAGGCGGACGAUGAGAAGGCGGAGAAGAAGACGAUCGACCUCGCGCGCUGGCUCGGCUUCCUCUCCUUCGACAUCAUGGGCGACCUCGCCUUCGGCGGCAUCUUCCACCUCACCCAGUCCGGCGUCGACGAAAACGGCUUCACCACCCUCGUCGGCAAAGGCGUGCACUUCCAGGAGAUCCUCGGCUCAAUCCCUUGGAUCCGGCCCAUCUACCUCCAGAUCGCGAAGGUCCUCGGCGCGCAGAAGGCGUACUACGAGAUGGGCCGCCGCGCGCUCGAGGCCCGUAAAGCGCGCGGGGCCCAGCUGCGCGACGUUUUUUUCCACAUUCUCGGCGAAGAUGAGGACGGAAAGAAGGGCAAGGAAGAACUCGCCUACCCGUCGCUCAUCUCCGAGGCCACCCUCGCCGUCGUCGCAGGCUCGGACACGACCGGCACCGCGCUCAGCAACGCCUUCUUCUACCUCCUCACCCACCCGGCCGUCUUCGCCUCCCUCCGCGCCGAGCUCGACGGCGCCACCCCGCCCGGCACGGACGCCCCGCCGCCCAGCGUGCUCGCCGACCUCCCGCUCCUCAACGCCGUCAUCAACGAGACGCUGCGCCUGCAACCCGCGAUCCCGGCGGGCGUGCAGCGCGUCCGGCCGGACGACGCCGACGGGAUCGUCAUCGGCGAUGCCGGCGAACUGGGCGCGUACGUCCCGCCCGGCACGACGGUGCAAAUCCCGACCUGGAGCUUGCACCGCGACCCGCGCUACUUCUCUCCGGAUCCGGAAGAAUUCAUCCCCGACCGCUGGAUCGCGGACGGCGCGCUCGCGAAGCGGGAGGACUACAAGCUCGACCGGGACGCGUUCAUGCCCUUCAGCUACGGCCCGACGAACUGCGUGGGCCGCAACCUGGCCCGGCUCGAGAUGCGGAUCGCGAUCGCCGCGCUCGUGCUCAAGCUCGAUUUUGCGCUGACGCACGACGACGGGUGGACGCCGGACGAAUGGGAGCGCGACCUCAAAGACGGGUUCAUACUCAAGAAGGGUCGACUCCCGUGCGUCGUCCGUCCACGGGUACGAUAGGACACCUGUGUGUAAUAGAGGCUACGUCUGCUCGUGUGUCUGAAUGUAACUUAUGCAAUUCGAGGCUUGCCUCAACGUCAAC